AUGGCGAUGAACAGCAGAACUUCCAGACGGUCAAUAUCUCCGAAGGACAACAUUGCCGACCAAGAUGACCAACACAACCUCACAUGGAUCAUGAUCACCAACCCACACCAAUCCAAAGACAAGGACAUGAUGAGGAACGUUCGCAUACAAGUCAUGAACGACUACCUCACCAAGGAACGCAGAAACCCACACAGUACCGAUGCUCGCGUACGACAUACCGUGAAACGCUCAAAGACCAGUACGUCGCCAGAGAUGAAAAAGAAGUCGGGUCCUCAUAAGACAAGAAGUCAAUCCCCUCCUCGUGCUAGGGACUCGGCAAUGGGCUCUGCACUACCAUCGCCCGAGAUGGUAUACGCUCAAACGUACCAAGAUUUAGAAGCAGAGACGUUAGACGAUACAGAGUCGGCGGCGCUGGCGCCGUGUGCGGCUUACGACCCACCAGUGGCAGGCAUUGGUGCAAAACUGGAUGUCUUCAAUGCGACUCCGAAGUUUGAUGGGGAACAUGUCGAUGUUCUCAUGUUAAAACACAAUUGUAUUCAGGCCAUGUGCAAGAAAUGGGUUCCAAUGUUGUUCGCCGGUCGUGCAGCAUUCCUCAGCACAUUAUGCAUCUCGUCCGCCUACCUCGACAUGAUGCAGAUGGAUUUCACAGUCACACGGACCGCCAACUCGAUCGAAUCUNNCCAAACCUUUGAAGUUUCAGUCCUUCGCGAGAAUCGUCCUCGACAACAGUACCUUGACUAUGCUCGAUCGAUCUCUGGACCUGCGGCACGAGACCGUUCCUCUGCAAUGCCAGAAUCGCCUCUAUACUACCCCACCGGUGUCCAUCAUACUCUAGCUCGCACGCAACGCUGCGAUGAAGAGACUCUGGAUCUUGUGAACUAUGUCCGGGACCUUACACAAGCUGUCAUGGACCUCGAGGAAGCGUCCGCGGCAGAUGCUCCUCACGGCGAAAAGUUCGGACCCAAGGCAGCAAGUAGAAUAUACACAGAGCUGGAAGUCCAAGCAUUGCACAGGAAGAAGCGCAGAACCGUAGACCACCUUGUCGCACUCGAGGCUCGAGACGAUCCGAUGUACGAAGCGGUACGACUUUGUGCUCUACUCUAUGCCACAGCCAUUCACUGCAACAUGCCCCUCUCCACCACUGCCUGCAGCUUCCCAAGUCGUAUUGUGCUACAGAUAAGAGACAAUCUCCUCCGUACUGACUUAUCAAACUGCUGGGACAGCAUGGUAGGCAUACUCUUCUGGUGCACGAUUGUGACUGGAGCAGCGUGCAACAAUGCAGACGACGAAGACAUUGAGGUGCUGGCAACCAAGAAAUGGAUGGUGGCGCUCGCCAUCAGAAGCUCGAUUCUGCUGAUUUUCCAACACACGGAUGCUAUGGUGAGGAUGUUGAGGACGAUAUUGGUUGUGCAGAAGGUGUUGAGAGGUUCGGUGGGCGAAGCGGAGAUCUAG
Aureobasidium uvarum is the source of this 1452-nucleotide messenger RNA. Lineage: Eukaryota; Fungi; Ascomycota; Dothideomycetes; Dothideales; Saccotheciaceae. The record is from the annotation of a GenBank genome assembly.